This is a messenger RNA of Cotesia congregata, 1428 nucleotides long. NCBI's taxonomy places the organism in Eukaryota, Metazoa, Arthropoda, Insecta, Hymenoptera, Braconidae. The record is from the annotation of a GenBank genome assembly.
AUGAAACACUCAAGUGAUUUAAAUGUUGUUAUUAAUUAUCCAAUGAUGGAAAACGAAAAGAAACUAACUUUUGAUAACAAGAUCAUUUUGGCUCCUAUGGUUCGAGUGGGAACUUUACCCAUGCGACUUCUUGCGCUAGAUUAUGGUGCUGAUAUUGUUUAUACAGAAGAGUUAAUAGAUUUUAAAUUACUUCGCUCCAUCCGGCGUGUAAAUGAUGUUUUGGGAACAGUUGAUUACAUUGAUCAAACAGAUGGGACCGUAGUUUUUCGGACUUGCUCACGAGAAAAAAAUCAUGUCGUACUGCAGCUAGGAACAUCUGAUCCUGAACGGGCUGCAAAAGUUGCGCAAAUAGUUGAACAAGAUGUAUCAGGUAUUGAUUUAAAUAUGGGAUGUCCUAAAAAAUUUUCUCUUGACGGUGGAAUGGGCGCAGCUCUAAUGAAUGAUGAGCAAAAAGCAAAAGAUAUUCUAAAAAGUUUGGUUAAUGGAGUUAAAGUACCUGUUACCUGUAAAAUUCGCGUUUUUGACGAUCUUGAAAAGACUUUAAAAUUAUGUGAUACUCUUGCAUCUAGUGGAAUUUCAGCAAUUACUGUCCAUGGACGUACGGCUUAUGAAAGACCUCAGCAUAUGAACAGGCAUGAUACAAUUCGAAUUAUUGCUCAACGUUUAUCAGUACCCGUAAUCGCCAAUGGUGGUUCAAAAGACAUUGGGUGUUAUUCUCACAUAGAAGAAUUUAAAACAAAAACAAUGGCAAGUAGUGUGAUGCUCGCCCGAGCGGCGCAAUGGAAUUGUUCAAUUUUUCGGAAAGAAGGCUUGUUACCAAUUGAUGCUGUUAUCAAGUCAUAUCUUAAAUACGCUAUAGAUUAUGACAAUUCGCCAUCUAAUACCAAAUAUUGUAUACAAAAUAUUAUUCGAGAACUACAAGAUACCCCUUUUGGGAAAGAAUUUUUGAAGGCACAAACUUUGGAACAAAUUUGCCAACUUUGGAACAUAGAUGAUUACUGCCGAAUGAAAUUUCAAGAGUUUCAAGAAAAAGGUUUUCAUGGUCGUUUUCAAGUAACACCUCUCAGACAUUGUGGAGUAGCAAACGACAAUAAUGUAAAAAAAAAUGAGAAUAAUAUGGAAGAUGUAAUAGUUAUGCGAUGUGCAUUUCUUAGAAGGAGAUUCUCUUAUGAUGGUGAUUUACCCAAAACGAGACUUUUAAAAUGGCUCAGAGAAACUGAAAAAACGAACAUUGUACCUAUUUAUCACACAUGGUUUGAAGAUAAACUUUUUCGAUCAAUAGUUACUGUGAAUAAUAAAAGUUACAGUUCUUCAUUUUGGGAAAAAAAUAAAAAAAGAGCGGAGCAAGGUGCGGCAUUAGUUUGUCUUUGUGCAUUAGGAGUCAUCGAUGAAGAAUUAUUAAAAAAAAAUGGAAGUUUACGAAAGUAA